Molecule: messenger RNA, 6258 nt
Organism: Amaranthus tricolor (Joseph's coat)
Lineage: Eukaryota; Viridiplantae; Streptophyta; Magnoliopsida; Caryophyllales; Amaranthaceae
Product: receptor-like protein EIX2
Exons: 3
Coding region: 3752-4507 (251 amino acids)
Molecular function (GO): protein binding
Source: RefSeq, a predicted model, not a curated record
UUAAGAUCCAGCGGAUCUGAGUUGAGUUCAAAAAAUAAAUGGGUUUAGAUCUAGGUUUAAUGUUUUCAGACCUAGGCCCUCUUUUUGAAUCCUUUUAAGAUACAAACUCAUUAAAUGUCCCAGACUCAUUUUAGAUUCAACCUAUUAUGCAUUCUAAAUCAAUUUGUAAUUCUUUAUAAAUUUAUAUUUAUUUGAACUCAAUUAGACCUAUAUAUAACCUAUAAAUCUAUUUUAAUAUUAAUGAAAUCUUUAAAAUUAAGAUUAUUUAGGAUUUGUUUAGGACUCCAGACCCCAUAGGUUCGAGUGCGGGUUUAAAAGUUUUUAAACCUAAGGGUUUGAAUAUGGGUUCACCAAAUAUUAAUGGGUCUGGAUUUGGGUUUGGUUGGAUCUAACCUAUAACCCUUCCUAGUUUCAAGUCAGAUUGUGUUGAAUCUAAGUCAACCCAACAAGUCAAAGAAUUUGAAAACUUUCCCCUGACUAUCAUUAGAAUUUCACUAAUUUUUUUAUUAUGAUCGUCUUAUUGUGAAACGACUUUGAUUUAAUCAGCUUAAAUUAUUUUUAAAAAAAUACUUCCUAAUUCAUAUUUUAUUAUUUUUUAAUGUAUUUUUAGUUUUUUACUAAUAGGUUAUUGUCUGAAUGUAUCUGCUUAGACCAUAUCAUACAAGAUUUGCUUAAAUUUUAAUCCCAAAUAGAUUUCCCUGACUCACCUUUUGAAUUUCGCCACACAGUCGUCACCGGUUAUCGGAUUUACGAUUUGCCUCACAGUAGCAGAAUAAGAAAUGUGUUUGAUUGUUUCAAGUGUAAGAAAUUUCUGCAGAGUCUUGCAAUGAAUUAAUUUGAGCUUCUAGUCGAUUAAAAUUAGGCUAUGAUUCCAAAUCUAGAGCAUACCAAGAACCAGUCCUCAGCAAAAUAUUGGCAUUAUGACCGCAUUAUAAAAGGUUUGUGAGAUUAUGAUGACUGCAAUUGCAUUUUGACGGAAAAAGUUGUUUUACGAAAGUGGCAACCACAUCCAAAAUUUUGCAUUAUGGUAAACUCAUGCUGUAGCAUUGUUGUGGUAACAACUUUGUUGAAAUAUUAUUUGCCUUGGCUACAAAUGUGAAAUGUCUUUUGUACUGCAGCUAAAAACUGAAUGCACAAGAAAGAUGUAUGUUUCGAGGCACUUACACUGGAUCUUUCCUUAUCGGUGCCUGGGGAUGUGUCAUCGCCUUGGGUAAGGGUAUCCACUAUCUAUUGGAUGAAUUAUGUUGUAUAUGCAUCAUAACUUAAUUUAACACGCAUUGUUCUACGAACUCUGGCCCUAACAUUCCGGGGUUUCGUCGAAGAAGAUUUUGUUAUGGCGGCUGAGUAUUUGAUGUUGCUAUCAAGAUAGCUCUCGAAACCCUAGAAGAUAGCUCUCAAAACCCUAGAAAUUGGGAAAGUGAACAAAAACCAUAAGAAUUAAUACUUUUAUUGAAAGUGACAUGAAUAAGAACAAAGGACGAGGGGAGGAACUAUGAGGCAAUAAGAAUAGGAGGAGUGAGAAGAAAGAGAUAAUGGCAAGUUUAGUGUUGGUGGUGUUGUGAAUCGAGCAGGAGAGAGAUGGUCGUUGGGUGUUCUCAAGAGAGAGAUAAUGGCAAUAAGAAUACUUUAAUUUGUGUACAAAGAAUGCUUAGAAUUUAGGGGUUUUUUGAAUUUUUUUUUUUAGUUUUCCCUAAAAAAAAGUCAUCAAUAGUUUUGUAUGAAACCUUCUCAUUAUUAGAUAAAUUAUAUAAUCAGUCAAUUUUUCUAAGGAGGUGUUUGGUAUUUCUUAAUAAUAGAAAUGGAAUGGUAUUGGCUAAAGGGAGGAAUGGAUUGAUUUUUAGUUGUAACCGUUACUGUGUUAAAGCUUGUUUGGCACACUUUCAAAAAGGGAAUUAUAUGGUCCAUAUCCUUCCUUCACAACCAUGGCCACCAAUUCCACCUUUACAAGUUGUAGUUCGAAUGUCAACCAUAGACAUUUCAAAGACCAUUCUAUAAUUGCUAAAUCUAAUCUUAAGUCCAAUUGCAUGUGGAUUUGAUUUUAAUUUUUGUAAUUUGCUUGUUUUUCCUCUAAUUUUUCAAAUAAUUAUGUGAUGGAAUCUCUCUCAUGUUCUUUUUUUUUUUAAUCUUGGUAAUCUUUCUUCAGUUUUACUAAGCUCAAAGCUCAGUCAACAAUGGCAGAAACCUGCCAUCUUCUCUGAUCUUUUACCCUUUUUACAACAAAGCUAAUCAACACUUGCAGACUCUCGAGCUCAAUUUCACCGUACUAUAUUUUCUCCUUUUGUACUACAAAGCUCAAAGCUCAAUUGACAAUGGUGGAAUAAUAAUCUUUCAUAUUGCUCCACUUGCGUUUGAAAAUGAAGCUGAAUUGUUUUUUUUUUUCCUUCAUUUUCACUUUCACCAGUAGUCAAUAACAGUGAAUAUGAUGACAAAGGAAAGGUGAUGGUGGGACUGGUGACUUGAUUUGUUUCUCUGGAAUUUGUUAUAGCUAGUGGAUGUGAGGUAACAAAGUAAGGGGAAGUGUUACAGCCAAGAAACGUAAGUGGACACAAUAAAUCCUUGCCAAACAAAAAGUAACGGUAAAUUGUUACCAUUCUGUCACCGUGUAGACUGUAGAUAAAAACAACAUACGAAACACAACCUAAUUGAUGACUUUAAGAUUGUAGGUGAUUUAUCUCUAAGACUGUAAAAAGUGAUCAUUUUAAGACAAUAAGUGUACAUUGGGUCAACCUAAUAGAAUUAAUGUCACCGUCAAAUUUGUGAAUAGAAGUUGGCUUAUUGAUGAAUAGGUCAAAUGAUUUUAUUGUGAUUGAAGACUAAUUUCGUGAGAAGUACUCCUAGAAUGUAUUUUUCCAAACUGGUUAGUUUGAAUUUGAUUCUAUUAAGAAACGCUAAUGCAAAUACAAAUUACAAUAUACAAUAUGGGAAUUUGUAUUUCUCUUUGUUGAUGGCUAAAAUAAACUUACACAAAAAGCACUAAGAAAUAAAUUAAAGAUGAUCUUUGUAGCGACAACCGUUGUGAUGUUUCCCCCACAAAGGUACUUGAGUUUUGACUUGGAAAUUUACAAUGAGAUACAAACAACACAACACACCCUUAGUACUUAGGGUAUGAAACUUAACAAUAAAGUGUUUGAUGAAUUAUAAACUUUGGAAAUUCUAUCAAGAAAUUUAUAACUCGUUUUGAAAGAACACAAGUAAGAGAGAAAGCAAGGAUAAAGAAUUCAGAAAAUUAAGGUGUAAGUGACAUCCUUCCUCAAGCCCUUAUUUAUACUAGUUCCAGUAUACUAAAGGGUUAUGGACAAUUAAUCACCCAUUGAUGAUCAAGUAUAAUGAUCAUCAAUCAGUGCUAUUAUAGCUAUGGUAUUCAUGAGCAUUAUUCACACAAUUAAGUCACUUGUAACUCCAUAUCAAAGUUGAACAAGAAUAGAAUCAAAUGCUCAUUGAUCAAAGAAUACGAAAAGGCAUAUUUUUGUUCCAAUUUAUCUUUUGUCCUUCCCUUUUACCCCUUUGGACCUUAUAUGUUUAGUACACUUUGUCCCACUACUAUUUGUAGUACUUGGUGAUAAUUCUUAGGAUUUAAUAUACACUAAAUGUUCAAUAGAUUCUUGAUCAAUGGGUUUUGUGUUUAUGUGUUAGCCGUGUACUUCUCGUCAAAAACCCAUUUGCUCAAAGGCUAUUCCAAAACACUAUAUAUGAUUUAAUUUCACAGAUAUAUUUCCUACAAGUUUUCUUCAUUAUUCCUCCUUUCUUUAGCAUGGGGUUGUAUCAUACCAUAGUACUAUAUUUCUUGUUCAUCUACUUUCAUUCUUACACAACCACAAUCUUUGUCGUAAGUGAAGGAAAUGGAAGUACUACUAGUACUCCUAUUAUCCAGUGCAUCCAAACUGAGAAAAAAGCUUUCAAAAUCUUUGGAGAAAACCUUGUUGAUGAUUUCUCUGGAAGGCUUUCUUCAUGGAACAGUGAUGAUUGUUGCAGUUGGAAAGGCAUCACUUGUGAUAAUAACACUGGUCAUGUUACUUCCAUCAAUCUUCGAAAUCCACAAAGAUCCAGAUAUAGAUACACUGACUCAAUUUCCGAUACAAAAGCUUCUUUAGGUGGUAAUCCAACUCCUGAGUUUCUUGGGGAGCUUAAAGGAUUGACUUAUCUAAAUCUUGCUGGGUCUAACUUUUUUGGAGUAGUACCACCUCAAUUAGGAAACUUGACAAACUUGCAAUCUUUAGAUUUGUACUCAUAUUCAUUCAACUCAUUAAGCACUAAAUCACUCUACUGGUUAACUAAUCUUUCCUCUCUCAAGUAUUUAAACCUUGAAAGAGUUACUCUUUCCUCAGAUUGGCUUCCAUCUUUAAGUAAGUUGCAUUCUCUACUAGACUUGAAUCUUUAUGCUUGUGAUUUGAAUACCACAUUUAGUGAUAAUCUUCCAUCUGUGAGUUUCACCUCUCGUGAGAUUAAAUAUGUCAUCAAAUGGUAUGCUACAAGGUUCGCAUCUUUCUUGGCUAUCAAGUCUUACUAGUCUUGAAGUUCUUGAUUUAAGCAGUAAUUAUGAUCUUGUUGGUCCUAUCCCUACAUUGUAUGCUGACUUGAGAUAUUUGGAUCUUUCUUGUACUGACUUGAGUGUUGAUCUUCUCGAGAUUUUACUUGGGUUUCAAAAAAUGUCCAACCUCCAAUAUCUUGAUCUUUCUUUUAGCAAAUUCUCAUGUUCUAUUCCAACUUAUGUAGGCAACUUUUCAUCCUUGAGAAUGUUAGACCUCUCUGGAAAUAAUCUCACAGGUUCAAUUCCAACCUCUAUAGGAAACUUAAUUUUCAUGCUAAAGUUGGAUCUAUCUGAGAACUCGUUGCUGGGUUUGAUUCUGUCUUCGAUUGGAAACUUGUUGUCCUUGGAAAUUCUUGACCUCUCUCAGAACAUGAUGAAUGAUAACAUACCAGAAAGCCUUGGUCGACUCUCCCAGUUAGUUGAGUUGCAUCUCGAUUCAAACAAUUGGACAGGUAUUCUUACAGAAGCUCAUUUGAUUAGCCUUCGAAGUUUAAAAUCAUUUAAGCUCACUACAGAUGCACCUAUGUCACUAGCUUUCAAUGUAACUUAUGAUUGGGUUCCUCCAUUCAAUCUCGAAGAGUUGGACAUUGAAAAUUGUCUUGUAGGACCUGCUUUUUCUGUAUGGCUGCUGAAGCAAAGGUCUCUCACCUCAGUUAUUUUUCCGAAUACUGGCAUCUCAGACAUAAUUCCUGAUAACUGGUUUUCUUUUAUUGCUUCUGACCUUAAUUAUUUGGAUCUAUCAAGUAACAAAAUUAGGGGAACGUUGCCUCGCGGAUUAGUGUUUCCAAACCUCUACAUCAUCAAUUUAAGCUAUAAUCAGUUUGAAGGUGAGUUCCCAAAUUGGUCUUUCACUGCUGCUACACAAUUAUGACUUCGAGAAAAUUUAUUCUCCGAAUCUUUACCUCAAGAUAUUGGUGAUCUAAUUCCUAAUUUAUGGAAAAUGGAUCUUUCAUGGAACCUUUUUGACAGCAUUAUCCCCUCAUCAUUAUGUAAAAUGAAGAAUAUGGCAGUUCUUCUCUUAGGAAACAACAAAUUUUCUGGAGACAUACCUGAUUGUUGGGAUAAAGCAGAGAAACUUUGGGCUUUAGAUUUAUCAAACAAUAGAUUAUCAGGUACGAUGCCAACAUCCUUUGGUAAUUCAUCCCUUCAUGCUUUGUCUUUAGGACACGACAAUUUGCACGGGAAAUUUAUGAAUGCAUCUGCAUAGUCACCCAUCAUGAUAUAGGAUCUUGGAGAAAUUAAUUUUUCAGGGAGUCUACCCGAACGAAUGAAUGAAGAAUUCCCAAAUCUUCUUAUGGUAGUUCUUAGAGAUAACUUUUUCUCAGGGAAAAACCCUCGCGGGUUUUGCAAGUUUGAAUAUCUUCAUUACUUUGAUCUGUCUUGGAAUAAUUUUUCGGGUACUAUACCAAAGUGUAUCAACAACCUGACUGCACUAGUCGAUGAAGAAUACGACAUAUUCCAUGAUGUACAGAAUUAUUUUGGGGUAUACUAUGAUGGGCUUUUAAACAUAAGAACAAAAGGGAAUGAAUACGAGUAUGGUAGGACUGCUUCCUUGGUUAAUGGAAUUGAUCUUUCUGGGAAUUUUUUAUCAGGAGAGAUCCCCGUUCAAAUGACCAACCUUAAGGCAACAUCAAUUUUGGACCUCUCAAGGAAUCACUUUAGUGGAAAUAUCCCUCAAGAUAUUGGUAACAUGAUUUCACUAGAAACUUGAUUUGUCAUGCAAUCAUCUU